Chiroxiphia lanceolata (lance-tailed manakin) is the source of this 6254-nucleotide messenger RNA. It is a transcript of the gene C25H6orf132, whose product is annotated as chromosome 25 C6orf132 homolog. Bases 46 to 3357 code for a protein of 1103 amino acids. The record is from RefSeq and is a predicted model, not a curated record. Lineage: Eukaryota; Metazoa; Chordata; Aves; Passeriformes; Pipridae. The transcript is spliced from 5 exons.
GCUCGGCGCGGGGAUGCCCGGCUGGGAGCGCCCGGCUCCGCCAGGAUGAAGAAGCACCACCACCACUCGGUGCAGGGCACCUUCAGCCGCCUCUUCGGGAAGCGCCACUCCAGCCCCACCGCCACGUCCCUGUUCGCCACCAACCCGCCCUGGAUCUUCACUCAGGAGGUGACCUCGGACAGCGCGGGUGGCACCGGUGAUGUGAUCGAGGUGUAUUACGGUGACAAUCGCUUUGGGACAGUGACAGACUCUGGCACAGCAACACUUAAACCUCGUCCCAGGGUCCGGCCGCUGCUGACUUUCCUACCCCUGAAUGCCCAAGAAUCCCAUGGGGUGGCUGUGCCAACGCCCUCAGUGCCAGAAGACUUUGAGGAAAAAGCAGCUCUUGGCUCUGGCUCCCGGAUCAAUGGCAACUACCGGAUGUACAGCUCCGUGGGGGACCUGCGCCCACAGGCUCUGGAGGGGAAUGACCUGGAUGAUGACAUCCCCCCACCACCAUCAGUACCCCCACCGCCCCCUCCAACAGCACCGGCGCCUGUGCCACCCCCUCCGGCCUCGCCGGUCCCUCCACCCCCCGAAGUGCUGCCGCCACCGCCGCCUCCGCCACCCGAGCUGGUGCCACCCCCUCCUGCCGUGGCAGCUCCGCCACCUCCAGCCUCUGCCCUGUCCUCCCCCAGCACACCAGCUCCUCCAGACUUCAUCCCCCCAGCCCCACCGGGUGCCUCGCUGCUCAUCCAGGACCCGGCGCCCUUCGCCUCCGGCAUCUCCAAGUGGAAAUCCGAGACGGUGCUGAACACGAGGCAGGCGGACGCCGAGGGGCCUCUCCGCCCUGCCGAGCCCGGGGUGCCCGCUGCCCCCAGCCCCAAGGAGAGCCUGCAGCCCAAGCACUGCCCCGAGCCCCACCUCACGUUCCCCAGGUCCUUCAAGGUGCCCCCGCCGGCCCCGGCCCGCUCCUCCUCCAUCCCCGUACAGGAGAACCAGCCGGUCCGGCAGGAGCCCUUCCCGAGGCAGCCGCACACCCGGCCCCCCCUCCCGCCCUGCUUCACCAUCAGACCCGCGGCCAAGGCUCGUGGGGGGGGAGAAGCCGAGCAAAGGAAACCUGCCACGAAGCCAGCUGUGCUGACACCCCCGCCCCUGAGCCCCAAGCCGGGCCCAGGGCUCAACCAAGGGGCGAGUCCCGCCGGCCACCGGUCCCCUCUGCCCGAGGUGGAGAAGAUUCCCCCGCUGAAAACAGCCGGGAGAGACUCCCCUCCAAAACCUGAGCCUCUCACUGCCAACGACCUGGAUCUGCCCCCUCCGGACUACCCGACCUGCGAGGAUGACUGGAAGGACGCCAACAACCUGAACCAGCUGCGGCACGAGCUGUCGGCCCUGCUGCGCUCCCCGCGCAGGGAGGAGAGGCCCGUGGAGAAGCCGCCUGCUUCCCAGCCCAUGGACAGCAGGACCAGCCGUGCUGGCAGCCGGGAGCCCGCCAUCAGUGAGCCCCAACCUGCUGGGAAGGACACGGGGUUACCUAAGGGAGGGGACAGUGAGAAGAAAGAGGUGCCCAGCAGCCCCCCCAGCACCAACGGGGGCUCUCCCAGCACGACGGUCACCGCUCCGGAGAGCAGCCCUGCCACGCACACCCGCAGCGUGAUGACGAUCAGGAACGAGCUGGAGGCUGUGCUGUCCCUGAAGAAAGAGGGGAAACCUGCCCCAGGGCCCGGGGGCCAGAAGCAGGGCACUGAGAAUGGCAUCAGCACCCCACAUGAGAGGAAGAGCCCCCCUGACCUGAAGAAGGGUCCCCAUGAAGCAGGUGACUCGCUGCUGCCAAAACUGGUCCCGAGCCCACUUCCAGCACCAGUGGCUGCUGUGGAGAAGGAUGAGACAGAUCACGAGGACCAUCCCACUCUUACCACUGGCAAGGCCACAGAGGACUUGACCCCUGCUCCUGGGUCCCUCAACAGCAGCCUGAGCCCCCCAGACCCACCUCAGGGACCAGCAAAGGAGCCCUCUGCUCCCACCUCCCCCUCACCCUCUGUCUCCCCCGCAGAGAGCCCGGCAGCACAGCCCAGCACGACCGUGUUCCAGUACAAAGUGCACCGGGCUGGGGCCAGCUCAGCCGAGCCUCCCUGUGCCCCAGGCUCAGCUGAGCCACCUCGCCCCGGGAGCUCGGCCAGGAGCCCCCCAGGCACCUCUGGAGCGGGGCAGGAGGAGGUGCUGAUCCACCCAGUGACGGGGGAGCGGGUGGAGCGGGGUUCCCCCAUGGCCCUGCUCCUGGCAGCCCGGCAGCGCGCCCAGCGGGGCCGCCAGGGCGGGGACGUGGGGUCUGCACUGCGGGCGAAGCCCCCCCUGAAACUCAGCAGUGCCUCGUCGGACACCACCUCCACCAGCUUCUUCCGCCACGAGUCUAAGCCCUACUCCUUCACCGUGGUGCCCCGGCCGUCUGCAGCAGGUUCAGCGGGGUCUGGAUGGAGCAAACCUCCCUCCUUCUCCAGCUCCUCGGACCAGGGCCGGGACGUGCGGGCGGUGGGCGAGGCGCAGCCCCCCGGCCUGCCCGGGCACCGACGAGCUGCUGCCUCCAGCCUGCUCCGGGGCCUCCUGGACUCCGGGCAGCCAAACCAGCCCAUCCCAUCCCGCCACGCCGUGCCCAGGGAGGAGGAGAACGGGGAGACGGCGCUGGACUACGGGAUUAUCCCCCCACCCCCCGAAUUCAGCAACGAGGCGGACGAGGGUCCCCUCCCGAGCCGGGAGGAGAACCGCAAGUGCCCCAGCUUCCCCGACUGCAGCCGGGGCGCGGAGGAGCCGCGGUACUUCAGGUGGCCUGGCUACGGGGGCCGCUACGGGGGCAACCACGAGGCGCCAGCCCCGCUGCCCUCGGAGAAGAGCCGGAGGAACGGUGAUUUGACGCCCCAGUUCCCGGAUUACAGCAGCUCCAGCGGCUACUCCGGCCGCGAUCCGAACCCCCGCCCGCUGAUCAAGAAGCGCCUGUACGUGUCCGAGCCCGACAGCUCCUACCCCCGGGUGGCUGCAACCCCCCGGGCCACGGGCACCCUCUCCUCCUACGGCCCCGGGGGGUUCAGCGCCGUGGGUGGGGAGGGGUCCCGCCGCCUGGGCCCUGCCCUCAGGAACGGCCCCUCGGGGGUGCAGGGCAGGCGCCCAUCCGUGGAUGCUGCUGGGAAAGCCGCGGUGUACGGGAGCGCCGGGGCCGACGCCAAGUACAAGGGGCAGAACGGGGAUUUCUCGCCCGCCAGCGUGCUGGCAGCCAGCAGACCUGCCCACGGCAGCCCCCAGUACGGCGGACCCACCAACACCUUCACGGUCAGGCCCGGGACACGCCAGCCCAUCUCCUACGCCUACCAGAGCAGCCACCGGUAGGCUCGUCCCCAGGGCUGCUCGGCCACCUGCACCCGGCUGGGAAGGGAGGAGAAGGUGCCUGGCAUGGUCCUUUCCUUCUCCGUGGGCCCCAGGGACGGUCCCAACCCAGCCAGCAAACGUGCUGCUUGAAACUGCUGCUGGAGAAGGUGGGGGAUGACCCUGGGGCUCGGACUUUUGUCUCAAAAGACUGUCAUGGAGAGUAAGUUACUGCAGACAGGCCACUGCCUUAUUACCUGAGCAAAUGUGGUUUGCCUUUUUCCCCAUUUUCCCCUUGGAUUAUUUUCAGAAUUGCAGCCUGAUAGGUUGUCUAAGAAAGCCAAAGAGCGUCCUUAGUUCUCUUUGAAGAGCAUCACCACUGGAAACGUUGGUUUGGGAUUGGUUUUUUUUGAGUUGGUUUAACUCCAACAUGCUUGGCAGUAGGGAGAAACCAACUGGGAGAUGUGCAUUAUGGAAGCAAGCCAGUGUAUAGCUCAGGGUAGGGGGAUUAAAAUAAAGUGUGUGAGGCCAAUGGGAUAGAAAGAGAGUUUAGGAUGUCCAGAUCCUGACCUCUUCCAUCCCCACCUCCUUCAACAGCCUGGAGCAAAUCAAUUAUGCUGAUGCCUUAAAACAGCUCCUGGCUGUCAGGGCCUGUCCUCCUCUUCCAGGGAGCAGCUUUGGGAGCAGGGGCCUUGCUUUGCUGUGCCUUUUGGUCACUGGAAAUGUCUCUGUUGGCAAUUAUUCCUCGUGGAAGGAGGCUGUGAGGCCUGGAUGGACGGCUCUAAAGCCCUUUGGAGACUUAGGACGUGGAGCAAUCCUUCUUUUCUUUUCAGCUGGUGGGUGCCAGUGACUUGCCAAGGUGCUGUGCUGGUGGUGCUUCCCCUGAGGGGUCUCUUGCCACUUCGUACCCAUGUAACCCCCACCCCUAAAAGCUCAGCCACAGCGUCCUUGUAAAUGCUCUGCUGAGACUUGGCUUUAGUUUGCCUGAUUUGGGGACUAAGCAGCCAAAUUUCAGUGUGAUGUAGGGUAGUUACAGUCCUUGUGGGGGGUGGCUGCAGUGACAUCCCUGAGGGAGCUGGCUCCCACUGCUUCCAUAGGUGCUGGAUGUGCCUGUGCCUGCUUCCUGCUGCUGCCUCUGAAGGAGCUGGUUGUGGCUGUGCAGAGGGUGGGAGAUACAAGAAGCCUUAAAGAUAAAAGGUAUUUUAUACUCCAGAGUGAGCAGUCUCACAAUAGCUGACCAAAGCUUUGAAUAACCAGCUUCCUGAAACUAGAAAUAAAAGCUCUUCCUCGUAGGUAAACUUGCUGAAAAUCUCUGUAAGAUAACUGUAAAAACUUGUAGAGAAUGUUGUCUGAUCACUGACAAACUAAAAGCACUUUGAGACAUUAGUCUAUUUUUAUGGAAAGCACUUUCUAUUUUCAAUGCUAUAAAUUAGUUCCACUCCAGCUUAUCCUGCCUGGCACACACCUCUACAUGUGCCUGUAAGCAGAUUUUGCUCUACAAUUCAACUGGAAUUCAGUGAUAAAUAUUCCUUCAUGGUGGAAUUUUCAAAAGUUAUCUUGAUAUUCGUGUCAUGUCAUUGGCAUUCUAUGUUAUUUCCAGUUUUACCCAGUGAUUUAACAGCCCUUUCAGAUACUGCAGCAGCUUCAAAGUAUUCUGAACUUUACUUUGCUGUGAAUAAAAUGAAAAUGCAAAUACCAUAAUCAGUCUAAUAGCUAAUUUAAAGGGCAUUUUAUGCCAGUAAGUCGCAGUGACUUGGAAGAUUUCCAGUGCUCACCGCAGCCAACAUUGAAAUAAUUGGCUUUAAAUAUCUGGGUGUUGGUUUAAAAAGAAAAAUGUUUAUGGAGAAGAGUGAUUUUGGAGUAACUCUGUGGAUAUUGAAGUGUGCCAGGUGUCAUGUGGAAUAACCCCAACCCCAAAACAUGGAAGUUUCUCCAUGCAAGGAGUAUCUUGAGGAUUCUUAAUGAUCUGUGGAAGUAAAACUGUGGCCCUGCUUGAGUGGCUUCAGGGUCAUGUUUUAGUACUGGAUGAAGCUUCACCAGUUAAACUUGAAAGAAAACAAAGAAGCUUCUCUGAUAAUAUUGCAACCUAAUUUUUUUCUUCCUGAUAAUUUAUUAUUUUGAAAAAAAGUAUAACUGCAAGUUAGUUCUCAAAAGCAGUUUUAAAUUUAAAGGCUUGUUGGGAGAUUUUGGGCCUCCAAGAUUGAUUUUUGCCCACUAUAGGUCUGGAGAAGUGUGGGGGGUGUGCACUUUUCCACCUCAUGAAUUCUAAAUUUGAGCAUAUCCUCAAGUUUUUAGAGCAAAAUGUGACACUCCAAUGUCACACUUACUAUUUCAACCCAGACACACAAUUCAGAUGGAGUUGUUAGAUGAUGUCACAGAGCAGGGAGUGUCUCAUUCCUAGCAGACAUAUUUGUAUAAAUUAACUAUUAGAAGCAUGAUAAUGUAAACCAGCCUUAUAAAUCAGCCAUUAUUCAUUCCAGAACACCCAUUCUGGGAAUGCACAGUGGACUGAGCUGCCACUAACUCAGGCUGGACUCUGCUCCCAGUUGUAAAACUGGUUAGCACACGUUUUAAGCAGUGGAACUCUCCUAUUCUUCAGACACUUUGGGCUAUCCCUGCUUCUUUUGAAUGCAUUUUCAAUGCAUUCAGCAUUCCAGUGUUUCAGUAACAACCAGGACAUUUCUGUCGGGCCGUUGGGAACUGUGUGACAAAGGAGCCACUGUCAGAGCUGUUGGCAGCCACAGCACUUGGGGACAAAGGGAAGUCUCUGAUGAAGAGCAAGGGCUGCAGGGACGGGGAAGAGCUCCCCCUUCCUGGGGCAGGUGACUCUGUCAGGUACGUGGAUAAACUGUACUUGGAUUCCUGUCCCUGCUCCUCCCCAGCUGGUUCCCUGUGUAAAUUCAGCAACAGGAGAUGAAGAA